Anolis sagrei ordinatus is the source of this 3475-nucleotide messenger RNA. The record is from RefSeq and is a predicted model, not a curated record. NCBI's taxonomy places the organism in Eukaryota, Metazoa, Chordata, Lepidosauria, Squamata, Anolidae.
CAUGGAGCUAUUUCGGUCCUUUACAAGCCGCUCGAUCCGCUCUUGUUAAUGAAUAGCCUCGCGAGAUGAGGGCAAAGGACGGUACAGCGAGUCCCUUGGCAUCGAAUCCUAUUUCUCUGCCUUGGCAUCGUCUCCCACUUUGAACUUUCCCAUCAGCUUUGGAAGAGGAGGAGGAGGAGGAAAUAUACACACCGUUGUGUAGAUCGCCUUCCGUGCUUGUUGUGCAGCGGCUUCACAGAAUGACUUCUGAUGCAAUUUUCGAAGAAGCUCCCAUUCGGCGAGUGGCAAUCUUUGGAGGGACUCACGGCAAUGAAUUGUCCGGCGUUUUUCUGGUCCACUAUUGGCAGCAAGAGGACCACACUGAGAUCCAAAGGCCUGGCUUGGAGGUCAGGCCAUUUCUGGCCAACCCAAGAGCGAUUGAGAAAUGCUGCCGAUAYGUCGACUGYGACCUGAACCGAACGUUCAAGGAUGACAAUCUGGGAUUCAUGGACCUGUGGGUGCCUUUUACCCACAGAAAGCCACUGGAGGACAACGCUCCCUACGAGGUCAAAAGAGCUCAGGAAAUCAAUCAAAUCUUUGGCCCCAAAGGCAGCCUGGAUGCCUAUGACCUCAUCUUCGACCUGCACAAUACGACCUCCAAUAUGGGAGGCACCCUCAUCCUGGAGAGCUCUGAAGACGCUUUUGCCAUCCAGAUGUGCCGCUACAUCAAGAAUGCUUUGGCACCGGACGGCUGUUCCGUGUUCCUUAUUGAGCAUCCCAGCCUGAAAUAUGCAACGACUCGGUCUAUAGCCAAACAUCCUGUGGGUGUCGAAGUUGGCCCUCAACCCCAAGGAGUCCUCCGAGCUGACAUUCUGGAGAAGAUGAGGAAAAUCAUCAAACACGGCCUUGAUUUUGUUCAACUGUUCAAUUCAGGGAAAGAGUUCCCACCUUGUACGAUCGAGAUUUACAAAAUUACGGAGAAGGUCGACUAUCCGAGAAACAAAAAUGGCGAGAUCACCGCAAUUGUCCACCCGAAACUACAGGAUCAAGACUGGCAGCCUCUCAACCCGGGGGACCCCAUGUUUGUAACUCUCGGAGGAAAGACAAUCCCGUACGACGGAGAGGGCACUGUCUACCCGGCCUUUGUGAACGAGGCUGCCUACUACGAAAAGCAGCAAGCUUUUGUGAAAACGGUCAAAGUAAAACUAAGUGCCCAUGGGCUCAGAGUCUGUUAGAACGGGAAUUACUUGGAAAUUAAUUCUUUUUCAAUCCAAGUGCCAAAUCUAGUAGAAGUGUGCUGGGCUGAACCCAAGAUGGCCCAGAAUAUCAAAGUUUUGAAAUCAGACUUUAAUAUGAAAUAUUAAAGAGUAUUCUGGGCACCGUAGAGCAAAUAUUCACCAUCGUCAAAGCUUUACUACGAUGAAUGCCAUUUAGGGCUGUUGUUUAUAAAAUAAGCUUGAUAUUCAUACUAUUUUAAUACGAUUCUAUUUUGAAUAAUGGUAAUAUAUAUUUUGUAUCUGAUGUAUUGAAGAAUGCAUGUUUUCGAACCACUAGGUUGGCAGAAGCUGGGGCUAACAAUGGGAGCUCACCCUGCUCCACAGAUUCAAACCACCAACCUUGCAGCCAGCAAGUUCUGCAGCUCAGGGGUUUAACCCACUGCACCACCGAUCUUAACAUGAAAGUAGAGUCUCACUUAUCCGACCUUCGCUCAUCCGACAUUCCGUCUUAUCCGACGCUCUUAUCCAAUGCCUCCCUUUUCCUCCAGCAUUUCCCCUUCAAUUCAAGGAGUGCUCCCCAACUCUCUCUCCAUUCCCAAUACAGUAGAGUCUUGCUUAUCUGACCUUCGCUCGUCCGACAUUCUGUCAUAUCUGACAAUCUUAUCCUAUGCCUCCCUUUUCUUCCAGCAUUUCCCCUUCAAUUCAAGGAGCACUCUCCAACUCUUUCUCCAUUCCUAAUACAGUAGAGUCUUGCUUAUCAGACCUUCACUCAUCCCAUAUCCAUCAUAUCUGACACUAUUAUCCAACGCCUCCCUUUUCCUCCAGCAUUUCCCCUUCAAUUCAAAGAGCGCUCCCCAACUUUCUCUCCAUUUCUAAUACAGUAGAGUCUCACUUAUCCAACCUUCGCGCAUCCGACAUUCCAUCUUAUCUGACGCUCUAAUCGAACACCUUCCUCUUCCUCCAGCAUUUCCCCUUCAAUCAAAGGAGCGCUCCCCAACUCUCUCUCCAUUCCUAAUACAGUAUAGUCUCGCUUAUCCGACCUUCGCUCAUCCGAUAUUCUGACCUUUGCUCAUCUGACAUUUCGUCUUAUCCGAUGCUCUGAUCCGAUGCCUCCCUUUUCCUCCAGCAUUUCCCCUUCAAUCAAAGGACCGCUCCCCAACUCUCUCUCCAUUCCUAAUACAGUAUAGUCUCACUUAUACGACCUUAACGCAUCCGACAUUCCAUCAUAUCCGACACUCUUAUCCGACACCUUCCUCUUCCUCCAGCAUUUCCCCUUCAAUCAAAGGAGCGCUCCCCAACUCUCUCUCCAUUCCUAAUACAGUAUAGUCUCGCUUAUCCAACCUUCACUCAUCCAAUAUUACAACUUUCGCUCAUCCGACAUUCCAUCUUAUCCGACACUCUGAUCUGACGCCUCCCUUUUCCUCCAGGAUUUCCCCUUCAAUUAAAGGAGCACUCUCCAACUCUUUCUCCAUUCCUAAUACAGUAGAGUCUGGCUUAUCCGACCUUCACUCAUCCGACGUUCCGUCUUAUCAGACGCUCUGAUCCGACGCCUCCCUUUUCCUCCAGCAUUUCCCCUUCAAUUCAAGGAGCGUUCCCCAACUCUCUCUCCAUUCCCAAAAAGUGAAAAAAGCAAGAUGAGUAGGAGGAGGGAGGAAAGGGGGAAAAGAGGUAGGAUCGGAAGCGGAAGCAUCCUCCCUCCUUCCCUCUGUGAUUUCCAUGCUCCUCUUCCACAUCUGGGCACUUCCUGCUGGGACUCUCUAGCCCUGAGGCAUUACCUUGCCUUAACUCCUUGAGUCCCUGUUGUUAGUAUUCUAGGUGUCUAGCGCCGCGUCAGACAGAUAACAGUCGGAGAUUCCGUAUUAUCUGACAUUCUCGUUUUUCCGACGCCCUGCUGGCCCGUUUAUGUCGGAUAAGCGAGACUCUACUGUAGUUUAUACCAGGAAAAGUGGAAUUCAUUCACUCCAGAAAAUGUUAAACCGUAUCCAUCCGUCCCAACUAUACGGACGAUGGGAAGUUGAGUGGAAACAUUAGGAAGGUUCCUAAGUACUGUCCCCCUUUCCUAAAUCUCUAAUCCCAGAUUCCAUGCUGUCACAGUGGUUAAAGUGGAAUAAUAGCGCUUGAACUGUAGUCUGAAAGGGUGUUGUUAGAAAAGAAGAGAUGACCGGUGCUACGUUUUUGUACUUCUAUUGAACCCCUGCGGACAGAGUUUGCGAGAUGUCUAUGUUCGUAGAAAAGUUUUGAUUUUAUUUACCUUUGCAAUAAAUAAUUCUUUAACAUUC